GUUCAGUGUAGUGGCCACCAUUAAUUAAAAUCUUAUUUUCUUUACCGAACACACGUUAACAUUACAAAUCAUUAUAUAUUCAUUAUAUUGUUGCACAUAUCUAAGUUUAAUAGUUAUCAAUUAAUUCAAUACAUUGUAUAACUACAAACAUAAACAGAGUACAACAAAUAAAGAAUGGCCAAGAUCUGUUUUAUUUGGUUUUUGCCUUAUAGAUCAUUAGAGACUAGAGAAUUUUACAACAAACGAUAUAAAUAUAGUUCUUUUUGCCCCUGAUAUAUACGUUUUGAGAAUUUACAUACAUAGCUAUGCAAAUAUAUGUCUUCAGUGCAGUUCAAGUCGUAUAUUAAUUUUGGCCAUUUUCUUUGUGUAUAUUCACACGCUUCAACGAAGCAACAUAACAUAUUGAUACAUAUUUAUGUACUUACAUAUAUAUGUUUUUAUACACGUUACUCGUAGUGGAAAAGGGUGUACUAUAUUUACAGAUAACUAUGUAUGCAUGUAUACAAAUGGCAAAAGGAAACGUCCGUGUGAACGCUGUGAUCUCGGAAACUACAUAUGUACAUAUAAAAGCUAUGUGUACAUGUGUAGAAACUUGAGAUUAGGCCUGCCGAUUUUUAUGACAAAUUUCUUACAAAGCUCCUUUUAAAUAAAUAUGUAUAUAAGAACUAAUUGUGAAACUAACCUUUUUCAUUUUAUUUAUGUUUAAGGAUCUGCAAUAAAAUACAUUUCACGAAAGGCGAAAAUACAUUUAUUUUGUUAAGGAUAAGACAGUUGGAGAGGAAACCCAAGAACAAUGCUCAGACUAGCUAAAUCGGACCAAUUGCUAGUUUGUCUGUUUGAAAUUCAAAUACUACAAGCAAGAUAUAUUAUAAAUCAACAAAACCUAAUAAGACACAAGGCUGUGUAAAUAUUAUAAGAUUAGUAUUGUAACUUUAUCGAUAACUUGAGUUUAUAUGUAUCAUUUAAAUUUACAUCAUAAAUCAUGAAGUUACUUGAAAGUUCACGUUUUGAGGCUAUCAAUAACGCUCUUUCUAUACAAACAAGUGGCAUCACGAUUUUUGGACGUAUAGAAAGUUACUCAUGCAAAAUGGUUGCAGCUGAGAAAGUAUUGUAUAAACGAUUUACAGCAGAUUCUCAUGGGCAUGACCUUCAGGCGUUAUCACCUCCACAAACUUUGGCUGACUUUUCGCCCAACUUUCGGCGAAACAACAGUCAAUCUGGAGAUGAAGGCAUUACUCUUUGUGAUACGAUUUCCAGAAAAACUUUGUUUUAUUUAAUUGCUACUUUAAAUGCGUCGUUUGAACCAGACUACGAUUUUUCUGAAGCAAAGCAAAGAGCCAUCAUUGCAGUGGGUUAUGAACUCAAUCCAUGCAAAUUUAUCGGCAUUAGCUGGAGAUCAGUAUCAAGUUAUUCGUCAACCAUUAUGGUCUGCCGUUGAUGACGAAGUGAUCCUUUCAGAAUGUGACAUAUACAGUUAUAAUCCAGAUCUAAGUUGCGAUCCUUUUGGGGAACCAGGCUGCUUGUGGUCAUUUAAUUAUUUCUUUUAUAAUAAGAAAUUAAAA
This is a messenger RNA of Drosophila yakuba, 1562 nucleotides long. It is a transcript of the gene Maf1, whose product is annotated as repressor of RNA polymerase III transcription MAF1 homolog. Bases 983 to 1438 code for a protein of 151 amino acids. Gene Ontology annotation, biological process: negative regulation of transcription by RNA polymerase III. The record is from RefSeq and is a predicted model, not a curated record. The transcript has 3 exons. Gene Ontology annotation, cellular component: nucleus. Gene Ontology annotation, molecular function: RNA polymerase III core binding. Lineage: Eukaryota; Metazoa; Arthropoda; Insecta; Diptera; Drosophilidae.